Heterotrigona itama is the source of this 997-nucleotide messenger RNA. Lineage: Eukaryota; Metazoa; Arthropoda; Insecta; Hymenoptera; Apidae. The record is from the annotation of a GenBank genome assembly.
AUGUUCAUGCUGUUGAGGGUAAAAAAGAAAAAAAAAUAUUUUUUUAAGCUCUUGAUACUGGAGAACAUCAUCACCAUCCAUCACCACCACAGUAUCUUUUGUGCGAAUAAAAUGUUUUACGUGCACUUUACUAUAAUUUAUAAUUAUAACAGCAAUAUAAUUAUAACAACAACUUUUAUGAUAGAAUUAAAUAAUAAUUUAGAAUAAUAUUAUUUUUAUGUAGCAAUUUAUAAUGUGACCGUGUUAUAUAAUAGUACUGUUAUGUAACAAUAAUAAUUUUACUAUAAUUUUGUUUGCGUAAUAACUUACAAUACUCGUUUCAUAUAAUAAUUUAUAACACUAUUGUAAUAAUGAUGGCUAUAAUUUAUAAAAGGAUUACGACAAUAAUAAUAUAAUAAUAAUAAUGAUAAUAACAAUUCAAAAGGGCAUUAUAAUUAUAACAAUUGUAGCAAUAAUAAUUUUAUUAUAAUUUAGUUUAACUCUAUCGUGAAAAUUAUAGAACGUGAAUUUCGAGGAAUGAAUUGCGUGAAACAAGGCUGAUCUCGUGUGUAAUCUGUUUGUCUCCAUCCGGAGGUAUUAGCGCGCGUUGUUGUGACAAAUUUAUCUUUCUUUCUGAUAUUCUUUCAGAUGCUUCACGGGACGUGGCUGCAGUGCUCGACGCUGCUGUUACUACUGCUAGGAACGCGGCUACUGUUCGUGGUCGCGCAAUGUGGAUCGUUCGCGCAGGAUCGACAGGAGAAAGAGGACAAACAGGAUAAACUGGCGCUGUACAAAGUCACUUUAAGGACUUACUGGUCGAGGGCGCGAUUUCCACGACACUAUCCGGAAUGGAAGCCACCGGCGCAGUUCGGCAAGCUGAUCGGUGAGCCAAUUUUGAAUGUCUGAUGUUCCUUCGAGCUGCGUUUCGUGUGUCCUUUCACAGCGGGAAGAAAAAUUUGCCGAUAUAAAUUUUAUUACUUUGACAGUUUAUCAACCAAGAGAAAGAGUUGAAUCUUAA